Molecule: messenger RNA, 3879 nt
Organism: Coregonus clupeaformis (lake whitefish)
Lineage: Eukaryota; Metazoa; Chordata; Actinopteri; Salmoniformes; Salmonidae
Product: matrilin-2
Exons: 13
Coding region: 254-2299 (681 amino acids)
Molecular function (GO): calcium ion binding
Source: RefSeq, a predicted model, not a curated record
UGCACAUGCAUAGAGAGAGAAAGCUAAAGGACAUCUGCAUAUUCACUGACUGACUGACUGACUGCACAACCACAACAGUCACCAGCUUGACACACUCUCCUAGGUGGAUUCUCUGAUUUACUUUUCCUGCUUUACGUGUUUUUAAAACACUUUCAUUUGGAUAUACUGACAGAUCUGUUCACAAAACCUUAUUUUGAUAUUAAGCUGCUGUCUGUCUGUCCACCCAUCCGUCCGUUGGUCCCCCUGGUCAAGGAUGAGGUACCUGGCCCUCGGGCUCUUUUGCCUGCUCUGCUGCGAUGCAGUCCGAGUGGACCACAGACACAGACGCCGUCCCAGACCAUCCGUCCUGUCCAGAGGACGCAAUGACUCGGCUGUCCAGUCCAACUCAGUGGAGAGCCUGUGUAAAGGGAAGCCCCUGGAUUUUGUGUUCAUCAUCGACAGCUCCCGCAGCGUGCGUCCCAGUGACUAUGAGAAGGUCAAGACCUUCAUCACCAACAUCCUGGCCUUCCUGGACGUGGGGCCGGAGGCGACGCGCGUCGGGCUGCUGCAGUAUGGCAGCGUGGUGCAGAACGAGUUCUCCCUCAACACCUACAGCAGCAAGGCAGAUGUGGAGCGGGCGGUGAAGGCCAUGGACCACCUGGCCACCGGCACCAUGACCGGCCUGGCUAUCCAGUACACCAUGGAGACAGCCUUCACCGAGCCAGAGGGAGCCCGGCCCGCCGACAUGCACAUCCCCCGCAUCGCCAUGAUCGUAACGGACGGGCGUCCCCAGGACACGGUGGAGGAGGUGUCGGCACAGGCCCGGCAGGCAGGCAUCCAGAUCUUCGCCAUCGGAGUGGGCAGGGUGGAUAUGAACACGCUGCGGGCCAUCGGGAGUGAGCCCCACUCUGAGCAUGUGUACCUGGUGGGCAACUUCAGCCAGAUAGAGACCCUCACCUCCGUCUUCCAGUCCAAUCUGUGUGGAGGUACAGACCUGUGCUCUGUGGUGGACCAUCGGUGUGAUCACCUCUGUGUGAGCACCCCAGCCUCCUACAUGUGCCGGUGCAGAAAGGGUUACACCCUUAACUCUGAUGGCAAGUCCUGCCGCUCGGAAGACCCGUGUGCUGUGGUGGACCAUGGCUGUGCCCACAUCUGCGCCAAAGUGCCAGGGGUACUCGGCUACGAGUGUCGCUGCCGGCUUGGGUAUGAACUCAACGAGGACGCGAGGACGUGCCGAAGAAUAGAUUACUGUGACCUGGGGAACCAUGGCUGUCAGCAUGACUGUGUCAGCACUCCUGAGUCCUACAUCUGUAGAUGCACGAGGGGCUAUGUUCUCAACCUCGAUGGCAAGACCUGCAGCAAGAUUGACCACUGUGCUCUUGGCGACCACGGGUGUGAACAUGAGUGUGUCAACACUGAAGAUUCAUUUUUCUGUAAAUGCCGAGAAGGCUACAUACUCAGACCUGAUAAUACAACCUGCAAGAAGCUUGACCCAUGUUCCCUUGGUAACCAUGGGUGUGAGCAUGACUGUGUGAACACUGAAGAUUCAUUUGUGUGUAGAUGUCGAGAAGGCUACACACUCAGACCUGAUAACAGAACCUGCAAGAAGGCAGAGUGUGGAGAUGGAGUGAUGGAUCUGGUAUUUGUGAUUGACGGCUCUAAGAGCCUGGGGCCGGCCAACUUUGAGCUGGUCAAGCAGUUUGUGAAUGGCAUCGUGGACUCUCUGGAUGUGUCCGGCAUCGGCACCCACGUGGGGCUGCUGCAGUACUCCACUAAGGUCCGCACAGAGUUCACCCUGGGUCAGUAUACCUCAGGCCAGGACAUCAACAGGGCCGUGUCGCGGAUGCAGUACAUGGGCAGAGGAUCCAUGACGGGCGCUGCCCUGCGUCACAUGUUUGAGUACAGCUUCUCUGCCAAGGAGGGGGCCCGGCCCGACAUGCCAUGGGUCAGCAUCGUGUUCACCGACGGACGAUCACAGGAUGAUGUGUCAAAAUGGGCCGCUAAAGCAAAGGAUGCUGGUAUCAAUAUAUAUGCAAUUGGUGUUGGUAAAGCCAUCGAAGAGGAGCUCAGAGAAAUUGCUUCCGAGCCAGAUGAUAAGCAUUUGUACUAUGCUGAAGAUUUUAGCCACAUGGGAGAAAUUGCAGACAAAUUGAAGACACGGAUAUGUAAAGAGAAACCCUCCCCUGAAGAGAUGUGUAAGUGUGACAACGUGAUGCUCUUCCAGAGGCAGGUCAACGAACAGCUUAGAAGACUGACCCAGCAUAUUGAGGUUGUGUCAAAAAGGAUGGAGACCCUUGAGAGUCAGCUUGGACACAAAUGAAGGAAGGACAAAUAAAUGUUUUCAUCUGUUCGUCCUCAACGGAUUCUUCUCAACUGGUCUGCGAUGCAAGAGCAUUACUAAACUUCAAGGGAUAACUUUUAGGGGAUAAGGGAUAAGCUAUUUCAACAAGCUACACUGAAACAUAAUAUGCUAUAUUUUCUACUGUAACUGCUAUUUAUAUUCUGAACAACACUAUGCAUUUAUGCAUGUGGUUGUGGACUGGAGUAAGUGAAGCCAAAAUUACUGUAUAUCUUUGCUACCUUCAGGUAUCAAAAUUUGUUUAUUUUUCAAACGUAAAAUGUUAUUUGGCAGAUAACUGCAAUGUAUAGAUCCAAAUAUAACUGGUAUAAGAUACAAUACAACAUUUUAUAAUGACAAAUUAAAGUAAAAUCACUUUGUAUUAAAAAAAUAAUGCUAUCUAUUGCUGUUGAAUGUGAAUAAAAUCACAGUUGAUCUUGCUUGCAUUGUACUUUGUGGAACACUAAAAUGUGUCACAACAUUCUCAAAGAUCGGAAGAUCAGAUCAUCUGUCAGAUUUGGAUUGAACCCGACAAGAUUUUUGUAUAAAAUAUUAGAAACAAACAUAGUGGUCUUACUGCUGCAAUUUUCAAAUCCCCCAUUAGAGAAAAUACAGUUGUUUCUUCCUCCAAAGCCCCUGAAGAUAGAUGAGAUUAUGCUAAUGAUCAAAUGGAGCAAGACUGAGCCAAACAAUAGCACACACACAGAGAUACUGAGGAGAAUAACAAGAAGAGGAUUCUCUAUCCAGCCCACUACAGUGGGGAGUUCUCUUUCUCCAGUUAAUAGGCUAGGUCAUACAGACCUAUAUAUACAUGAAUCAAGAGGCCUCAAUACCACACCACUCUCUACCAACUACAGUAGAUGCCCCACUACUUUCUCUGUCUGAUAACUAUUUGCAGGCCUGAGGAAGAAUUCUCCAUCUGUCCUGCUGUUGCAAUAAAUGUACAAUGCCACUGGUGUGUUCUUUUUCAACCAAGGCAGGAGAUUCAUGACAUUCCAAUGCAUGUGAAUUCUGGAUAAUCUAACAAUGAAACCUUCUGUGUUCAUCCUGCUGCAUAGAUCUCGGUUAGUCAGCCGCUCCUUCUCCCUCCCUGAUAGAUCCAGCUUCACUAUGGCGUGAACCUGGCUGGCAGGUCUCUGGUCCCUGAAGAACAGACCGCCGUGGCUACGUCCCAAAUGGCACCAUAUUCUCUACAUAGUGGGCCCUGGUCAAAGGUAGUGCACUAAAUCGGGAAUAUGGUGGCAUUUUGGACGCAACCCCGCCAGGGCCUUUUGUCUUCCCCUCCCGUCCCUUUACAAAGGUCAUGUGUUUCCUGGCCAAACACCAGGCUUUGGUGUUGCAUACAGAUACACUGUGAUCAGAAUAUCAAACCAGUGUAUGAGAUGAAUUCAGAGAGGGUUGGUGCUCACUAAGAACCUGUCUGUUGAAGUAGGUACGAUACACUGCAUCAAGUGGACCUGUGCAGGGCAGGAGCAGUGGGUGCAUGGUAUUAGCGAGUGGUGAGGUACACUACAUGACUAAAAGUAUGUGGACACUUGCUCGUCGAAAACAUCUCAUUCCAA